AUCAUAAUUCACAAAAUGAGUACUGAAAAUCAGGCAGUCGUCCUCUGGACUUUGACAUUGACAGACGCAAUCAUGGGAGCCGAUGCUGUGCCCAUUGCUGUUGUGACGGGAUUUUGGGCCGUCGUUGGUAUCAUUCUGCCAUUUAUUCUUGGCAAGGGACCGAAUAAAGGCGUGAUCCAGACUGUGCUGGUCAUCACAGCAGUUACAUCUUGGCUCUUUUGGUUGCUGUGUUAUUUGCACCAAAUGAAUCCUCUCAUAGGACCGCAGUUACACAACACAACUAUUCUGGCCAUUCGGUACCUUUGGGAUGGGACUCUGAGCCUUGAUGACUUCAAUGAAACAACAACAACAAACACCAUGGAGACAACAACAGCAGCAGCAAUCUAAUUGCCAAAACACAGGGAAGAAGCUGAUAACCCCCCCAUAACUCCACCAUUAGGAAAUCAUCAAGCUGGGAAUCCAGUAGCGAUUCUCUCUUUAGUCUAGGAUUGCUCUUCCAAUUCUCCCGUCUUUCAAAUCUGGCUCGUGAUCAUUUUACCAGCUCAAGGAUCCACCUGCUCUUUCUCCAUUGUCCCUCUUAGUGCUAAGAUAUGUAAAUGCUAUUUAUAUCAUUACUUAAAAGAGUGCAAGGUGAUGUGUUGCUGUGAGAUGGAGGCCUUAAGAUAUAUGUGUAGUCUUGUGUGUACAUAUUGAAAGAGAGUCACAAAAUUCCCUUUUUAAGUAGAUGCCUCUAUUGAAUUUUUUUUUUUUAUGCUAUCCACUCUUAAUCCUGAAAAUUCAAAACCUGUUAUCCUCUCUUGGCUUUUCCUUUUUCUUGACUCUCGGGCAUGUCCAUUUGUUAAUAUUGAUGUAUAUACAUAUAAUUUUAGAUGGUGCUUCAUAAACAGCAUUUAUUAAAGAGUAUCUCCUCAUCAGCUAGUUUUCAGUCUCUCUUGUGUCUGUAUGUAAGUAAAUACAACACACCAUGAUUCUGUUUUAAAUUUUAAAAUAGCAUGAUAAAGAGAUAUAUAAUGCACAACAUUCCAGUUAUGGCAAGUUGCUUAUUUGAAGAAUAUAUUUUGUAAAAUGGUAUUGGUGUUUUAGUCUUGUUCAUACUUGUAAAAUAUAUGAUGAGAUAUUAA
Messenger RNA from Penaeus vannamei (Pacific white shrimp), 1121 nucleotides. RefSeq names its product Vacuolar H[+] ATPase M9.7 subunit a. NCBI's taxonomy places the organism in Eukaryota, Metazoa, Arthropoda, Malacostraca, Decapoda, Penaeidae. The record is from RefSeq and is a predicted model, not a curated record.